Messenger RNA from Alosa alosa (allis shad), 915 nucleotides. RefSeq names its product high mobility group AT-hook 1a (gene hmga1a). Gene Ontology annotation, molecular function: DNA binding; transcription coregulator activity. The transcript is spliced from 5 exons. Gene Ontology annotation, biological process: regulation of DNA-templated transcription. The record is from RefSeq and is a predicted model, not a curated record. Gene Ontology annotation, cellular component: nucleus; chromatin. Lineage: Eukaryota; Metazoa; Chordata; Actinopteri; Clupeiformes; Clupeidae. The coding region runs from base 461 to 766 and encodes 101 amino acids.
GAUUAAGGUUAUGCAAACAUACUUAUUUACUUGUGUUUUGGGGUGAUUCAAAAUUGAAAGUUUAUAAAGUAACACAUGUUUUCUGUACAAUUCUACAAUGAAAAAUAACAUAGGCAAGGCAAAAUCAGCACGUAGGUUACUUUCAAAUAUGUAGAACAAAACCCCAAAUACCAGUUUUUCCUGAAUUAGUUGAACUUUUCUUAGACUCAGUUUGUUUCAUUCCUUUACAUUUCAACACAAGUAACCUAUCUCUUUUUUCGUCUCCUUCCUCUUGUCUCCUACUCACAAACCCCUGGAACCCUGAUGUGUCAGUGUUUGUGAGUGACUCAGGGAAUGAGACUUCUGGAAUGGAGAGCCGUUGUAGAUAUAAGCAGAGGGAGGUUUUAGGGCAGGGCAGAAUCUCCGAAGACCACUGUGGUAACACUGAAAAAGUGCUGCACUAGUUUUAUAAUACAACACGAUGAGUGACUCUGCAAAGGAUACCGUGUCGCCGAAGGAGAAGGAUGGAGCUGAGAAGAGAGGACGUGGAAGACCAAGAAAACACCCACAGGAGCCUAGUGGGUCUCCGACCCCAAAGAGGCCCAGAGGAAGACCAAAGGGCAGCAAGAACAAGACCUCCACUGCCACUGCCGCCAAGGGCAAAAAAGCCACGGCACCAGAAUCUGCAGGGACGAAACGCAGAGGACGACCCAAGAAGGCGGAGAAGGAGGAAGAGCCCUCAAAGGAAUCCUCUGAGGAGGAAGAGGAGGAAGAAGAAGAACAGUAACCGUGCAACUUGCGCUACCUCAUAAUUCAAUAUGACGGCUUCCUGCCAGCCAGAUCUGGACUGAAACACUUUUACCCCAGAGCCACCCUAACCUCGCUCCUGCCAUUAACCUCUGUCCACUCUUACACUCACGCGGGCUCCAACGGGGG